AUGGCGACAUUGUCUCCACAUACCUAUGAAAAUGAGAUAUAUGCAAAUGGGCUCAAGGGUAUCAAGCCCCCCAUCAGCUUCAAUCCACUUGAAUGGGAGUCCCAAGCCAAGGAGGUCUUGUCUACCGAUAGUUUUGGCUAUGUCUGGGGCUCUGCUGGUCUUCGCGAGACCGACGACAACAAUCGAGCAGCCUUCCGCAAGUGGGCUAUCGUUCCAUCUCGCUUGGUCAAAUCAGAUUUCCCAAGCCUGAAGACGACUCUGUUCGGGGAAGAGUACGACUAUCCCAUCGCCAUCGCACCAGUGGGAGUCCAGCAAAUAUUUCAUCCUGAUGGGGAGAUAGCUGCAGCCACGGCGGCUCACAAGCAGAAUGUCACGUAUAUCCUCAGCUCGGCCUCAUCCACGAGUAUUGAAAAUGUUGCAACUGCGAAUGAGAACGGGUCUCGCUGGUUCCAGCUCUAUUGGCCUUCCAGCGAGCAUGAUGAUAUCACUGUUAGUCUGCUGCAACGAGCCAAAGCAUCAGGGUACAAGGUUCUGGUGGUUACUCUUGAUACCUACAUCCUCGGAUGGCGCCCUUCAGAUCUGUGUAAUGCUUUCAACCCUUUCCUCCGGCCUGACAACAUCGGCGUCGAUCUCGGAUUCACGGAUCCAGUCUUUCGUCGUCAGUUCCGGGAGCGUCACCAGAAAGAUGUAGAGGAGGACUUAGGAACUGCGGCAGCGGAAUGGGCCCGGACUAUCUUCCCUGGCACCAGUCAUUCCUGGGAGGACCUGGAACUUCUGCGGAAGCAUUGGGACGGACCAAUCGUCCUAAAAGGUAUUCAGACCGUCCAGGACGCGCGGCGAGCCGUUGAUGCUGGAAUGCAAGGUAUUGUCGUCUCCAAUCAUGGAGGUCGUCAACAGGACGGAGGCAUCGGCUCGCUCGACAUGCUUCCUGAAAUCGCAGAGGCCACCAAAGAUAAGCUGGAAAUCAUCUUCGACUCUGGGAUCCGGAGUGGCGCCGAUAUUGCCAAGGCGCUGGCACUGGGUGCCAAAAUGGUCCUCAUCGGUCGUCCGUAUGUUUACGGUCUGGCUAUCGGUGGUGAAGAUGGCGUGUCUCACGUCCUUCGCAGUCUCCUUGGUGACCUAGAAUUGACACUCCACCUUGCCGGCAUUCCAUCGGCUUCGCCUGAGACGUUGAAUAAGAACGUGCUGCGUCGGUUGACCCAAUGA
This is a messenger RNA of Penicillium brevicompactum, 1206 nucleotides long. Its product is annotated as lactate 2-monooxygenase. The transcript has a single exon. Lineage: Eukaryota; Fungi; Ascomycota; Eurotiomycetes; Eurotiales; Aspergillaceae. The record is from RefSeq and is a predicted model, not a curated record. The coding region runs from base 1 to 1206 and encodes 401 amino acids. Gene Ontology annotation, molecular function: oxidoreductase activity; FMN binding.